AGGUUGGGCGAUGUCAAAUCCAGAUUUGGUAGACCAGGUCUUUUAGCCUCUCUGUCUCUAAACCCCCCGCCCUCUCUUUUCUCUCUUCGUAUUUACCAUUUUUUUUGUUUGUUAGAACUACCAGUGUACUAUGUUGGACCCAAGAUGCUUUAGUUGACAUUAAUAAUUUAUUGUUGCAAUGCAUGAAGGAAAAUGUGCCUUUAGUUAUUGCUAUCUUUUUAUUGUGUAUGAGUGGUUAUUCCUUUCCUCUGUUUUGGGAGGAAAGAUUUCACAGCCAAAAUUAUUUAGUUGCUUCCAUCGAAAGAUAAGCAGCUCAUUUCACAAUUGCAUAUGGGACCCUUCAGAAUUCUCAAAAGGACGCUGCUUAAAGACUCCUUUUCAAAAUUUUCAAAUCUUAAAAAAAAGUUAUUAUAAAUUUCGAAGUACACGACUACAUUUUUAUUUCUAAGUUAUAUUUUUUUAUAGAAACCAAAAACUUUCAUUAAAUAAGAAAGUUUACAUCAUGGGUGGACAAGAAAUCCAACCAAAAAUGAACCUAAUCAGAAAAUUACAUCAAUAAAAAAACUCCAAGUCCUAUGCCACCACGAGAACUCCCUUAGCUACAUGCAGCUAUCCAAUCAUUAGUAAGGAAAUAGAAAGGUACAUCCUAAAACUCAUUUUCCAUAGAAGCCCACAAGGACACCAAGUAUUUUACUUUAUCCCAAAGAAACUCUAUCCUUUCUUCUCUUGCUUAAAAAAUCUGUUAUUUCUUUCCGACAAAACAAACCAUAACAUUGCCAAAACCACACAUUCCUAUAAAGUGGAUGCUCUACACCCUUUCCCAAACACCCCAUAGUUUAUCUCCAAAAGAAAGGAACAACUUCUCGGAACCACCCAACUCAAACCAAACUCCCCUAAAGCUUUAAACCACAAUUUCAUCACCUCGGACAGUGGAGAAAGAUAUGGUCCACACUUUCACUAGCUUUCCUACACAAAAUGCACCAAUGUGGAGAAAGACAAAAACUUUGAUCGUCUUCUUUGUAACACAUCACAGGUUUUUUGAUCGUCUUCUUUGUAACACAUCACAGGUACUAGUCUUUCUAAGAGCCACUGUCCAAGCAAAAACUUUUACCUUAGACGGGGACUUUAGCCUUCCAAAUCGUUUUAUGGGGUUCAAAAGUUGGAACACACUGAUCAUCAACCAACAUAUGAAAGAAAGAUUUACAAGAAAAAACUCCCAAAGAGUCAAAAGCCCACCUUCUCCUAUCCACCACUCCUACCAAUAAAGACACAAAUUGAAUCAAAGAUAACAAAGAUGCAAGUUCCGAUGAUUCCCAAUCAUUUAAAGCCCUAAAGAAAUUGAAAUUCCAACCCCCCUGAGAUGAAGAGACACAAUACAUACUUGAAAUGGAGUCAUCUUGAGAUCUAGACAAUCUAAAAAGUCGAGGAUAAGCCAAAGAAAAACGAAGAUCCCCUACCCAUACAUCAUUCCAAACCGAACUCUCUCACCAUUCCUCACUCUCAUGUCAACAUUCCUCAAAAAAACCAAUAAACCUUGUGAAAUAAAUUUCCACGGACAUCUAGAUGAUCCCCUCACCACCACAUUCGAGUCCCACCCAUUAGGAAGAAGGCCAUAUAUGCUUUUGAUAACUGCAUGCCACAACGCUUCCUGUUCUAUUGGGAACCUCCAUAACCACUUUCCUAACAAGGCAUUAUUUUUCUUCCCAAGAUUCCCCACCCCCUUUUAUUUCUAAGUUAUUAUGGAUACGUAUUCGAGUUGUGGAAUCUACCUAAUGCUGUAUGGUCUGUCCUGAACAUAGAUUUUUUUCAAUCUUGUGGUGUCUGUUAAUGGGUCCGAAUUGUACUGGACCUUUGGGGAUGGGAAAGGCGACUCCUAUUUUGGUUGAGUGAUGCUAGUUCUGAAACGUCAGAAAUGGAGAUGAGAAAUAAACAGUCUCCUGGCAGAAAUUGCCUAAUUUCUUUGUUCCUACCUAAUGUUCACAGCAUGCACAAAUAAAAUUGGAUCCUUUUUAUGCAUAAAAAAACCAUUAUGUACGUUGCCUCAGUAAAGAUUCCUGCAUUUGGAUAGAAAAAUAUUGUUAGUUAUGCUGCUUAAGCAUGCUUGUAUAGUUAUUGUUGUCUAGCUUAAGUUACAAAUAACAUUUAGGAAAACCCUAUGGAUCCCCACUGCCAACUCAUACACAUAAUGUAGAUACAAAGUAAUCGUCAAUGAUUUAACCAUCAACUUAACUUUGCUGUAAACACACAGGGCUAAUGAUAGCGCCUAAUGGACAGAACGCAAAACAGAAACACAUGUGGCCCAAGGUCUUCACCUUCGGUUUAUUUUUAUCUGAGCAUUUGUUUGAAUUCUUACAUCAUUGACGAUUAAGACUCUGGGCUAUGCUGACAUUGGAAUUGGAAUUGGAAUUUGAUUUCUUUGUGAAUCAUGAUACCAAUGCUCCAAAAUUCCGACUUUGUUUAGGAUCCCUACUACGACUAUAGAGUGUUAGUUUUACCUUACUUUCUUGAGUUCUUCUUUUAGGGAAGGCCAUUGGUGAAGGCAUUCUUUUCCCAGUGAAGCUGCACUUGCCUCAAUGAUAUGACUGCAUAAGGCAGUAGCCCUUUGGUGCUAUAUUUUUAUUAGAUAUGAUGUAUUAAAAGAUGGAAAUACAGGACUCUGAUUGAUAUUAAGACAGGAAAGCUAAUAAGUCAAAGAACAAGAAAGAUAGUCGGAGAAUCACCCAACCAAGUAGAGCACUCACUCACAGUCAAGAGACAAAUCACUCAACUCUCAAGCAAAUGCUUAAAGCACUCUCACAAUAGAAUUUUAGCAGUCCAAAAAACGCCCCCUCUCGUCUUCCUACUAACAUAAGUAUUAAUAUAAACUAUAGAUAAAUACAACUAACUAUUAGUAGGAAUUAGAUACUUUUUCUUGGAACAACACUUAGAUUAUAGAUACUUGUCUUCCUUGGACUCCGAGCCAUAAUAAGUGCUUGUUCCCAUUUUCAAAAGGUUGUUCAAAAAAGUGCUACUAUUCCCAACCAGAAACAUCACAAACCUUUGUGGAGGAAAGAGAGGGAGUAAUGUGGAUAAUUGCUAGUUUCCUAGAGAAUAAGAAAUGCAAUAUUAGAAUUAUAUUUAAGAACUAUUUAAUGAAGGAAAAACAGAAGUCAAAUACAAUCCUAACUGAACUAUUAAAGAAAAAAAAAAGAAGAGAUACUGUUGGGGGAAAGGCAGAAAAUUGCACCUUUGUUUUGGCUUGUAAGGUGUCUAGAGCGAGGAGAUCACUGGUUUAUUUUCGAAAUUCGUGGCACUUAUAAUUGCUUGUACAUUAAGGGCAGCUGCAGAAGCUUCAUUCAGGGCCGUUGGUCAUGGUGAGUUUCAAAAUCUCCAUAUUAAACCUUUAUUAUCGCCAAGGCUUUUUCUCCAAUUCUCGGGGAAAAGUAAAUGUCUGUCCCAUUACACUUGUUUUCCUAGUAUUCUAUGUGGCAUCAGUCCAAAAGAGAAGGUUUUCUACUAAGGAUUUAAUGUCUGCAUGUGAUUGAAUUUGAUGGAAUUCAUACCAACAUCAACUGAAUUCAUUUUUCUGGUGGUGCGCAAUGUCCUGUGAUAAGUUGUGAGCGUUAGUGGAUACUUACAAUCAUCGUCUUUCUACAUUAAAAGAUACACCUCCUCUUUUAUUGCCCCUGCUGUGCAUGCAUGUGCAUCUUACUUCACUUCAACUAUUCCUUGUGAUGUAUAAGCUCCCGGCCAAAACCUAUAAUUAUUCGUUGAGUUUCACUGUUGUUUGAAUUUGUGAGAAGGUACAUCAUGGUUGAUUAAUUCCUAUGAUUUUGGUUGCACCACCUUUGAAAGUGAUGAUUACCCCUUCCCUUUUAUUAUAAUAGGCUGAGCAUGAUUUGUGCUUGGAAUUCAUGAACACAUCAAUUGCAACAUCUUAUCAUGAUUUUGAGCUUAUAUGUUUGGUUUUCCUGGCAUUCUAUGUGGCAUCAGUGCAAAAGAGAAGGUUUUCUACAAAAAAUUAAGGAUGAAGAAGGUGAAGGAUGUAACAUGUAUGGAUUCUUGGAAGUCAAUAAGGUGGCUGGAAAUUUUCAUUUCGCACCUGGAAAAAGCUUCCAGCAAUCAAAUGUUCAUGUGCACGAUCUGCUAGCAUUUCAAAAGGACAGUUUUAACAUUAGUCACAAGAUCAGUAGAUUAACAUUUGGAGACUAUUUCCCUGGUGUUGUGAAUCCUCUUGAUGGUGUGCAAUGGACACAACAAACACCAAAUGGGAUGUAUCAGUAUUUUCUGAAGGUGGUACCUACUGUAUACACAGAUGUCAGUGGGCAUACCAUCCAGUCGAAUCAGUUCUCUGUAACUGAGCAUUUUAGGGGUAGUGAGAUAGGACGCCUUCAGGCUCUUCCCGGAGUUUUCUUUUUCUAUGACCUUUCGCCAAUCAAGGUGACUUUCACAGAGGAACAUGUUUCAUUCUUGCACUUCCUGACAAAUGUCUGUGCUAUAGUUGGAGGUGUUUUUACUGUUUCGGGGAUUUUAGAUUCUUUUGUAUAUCAUGGCCAAAAAGCAAUCAGAAAGAAGAUGGAAAUUGGUAAAUUUAGCUGA
This is a messenger RNA of Ilex paraguariensis (yerba mate), 4578 nucleotides long. NCBI's taxonomy places the organism in Eukaryota, Viridiplantae, Streptophyta, Magnoliopsida, Aquifoliales, Aquifoliaceae. The record is from the annotation of a GenBank genome assembly.